GGGGCAAUGACCUUGGGAUGUUGCGAUGAAGGACAAUCCGAGAAGGCGAAUUGUCGCGCCCUUAAAGUCAAUUACCAAUAAGAUUUUGGUGCUACUUGUAUGUCGCGGCCUAAGAGACUUCAAGAAUGGACACGAUUUUCACCUUGCCGCUCAGUAUUCUCGCGCUGUUUCAGCUCCUUCUCACUGCCUUACACUUGACACCUGGCGUUAAUCUGACCAUUUCGCAAGCGCUUCGAGCUUUGACAAAGAACCCGGCCAGCAAGGCUGUCGUCGGGACCUUUGGGUUGGUUCUUGGCGUGUUAGGCACUUCCAGCCUGGUUGAGCUAUACCAUGGAGCGGAGAAGGUCAAGCAAGGCUCGUUGCGGGGGGAGAUCCUCGCCACAGUGGACUACCUCCGCGUUCAGGUGUCGUGUGUGCUGUCUCUGUCCAACUUGCUCAUCCUGCUGCUCAACCUGGCGCUGUCGGCCAAGGCGUGCAGCCUGGACCGCACCGAGAAGAACCUCACGGCCAUGCAGCGGCAGGUGAAGGGCCUUCAGACCGAGUAUGAGCGGGUCACUAAGGCGGACAAGGCGGGUGCCGGUGCCGGCGCCGGCACGGGCAGCCUGGCGGCGGAGGAGGCGGCGGCGCUGAAGAAGACUCUGGAUCGGGUCAUCGGGGAGAAGGAGCAGCUACAGGCGGCAUCCGAGGCGGCGGAGAAGGCAGCGAAGGCUGCGGAGGCCAAGGUUACGGCCAUGGUCUCCCAGAUCAAGGGCUAUGACAAGGAGUUUGACCGCAUGCUGGAUGAGAACAAGGCGCUCAAGGCGCGGCUGGCGCAGCAAGCGGCGGCAGCGGGAGCAGGAGCCCAGGCGGGGGCCGCGGCCGCCGCCGCGCCUGUGGGGCCCAUCCCCAACAAGAAGGACGAUUAGAGACGACGACUGGGGAAGGGUUCGUAGGGCCGUGGCCACUUGUUGCUUCAUGCAUAUGUGCAAGUUGAAGGCCACUGAUCUGCUUCGCAUGUACGGUACGGACGGAAGUGGCGGUGCUGUGAGUUGCUUGAAUAUGUGUUGUGCUGAUUGCGUUGGGAAAGGCACCCAUGUAAAUGAGUCAAGAGGUUGGACUGUUGUCCUAGCGCAUGUAUUCGACAUGCUUGGGGCUGCUUUGUUGGACCAGAGU
Messenger RNA from Chlamydomonas reinhardtii, 1152 nucleotides. RefSeq lists its product as uncharacterized. Gene Ontology annotation, biological process: endoplasmic reticulum to Golgi vesicle-mediated transport; intracellular protein transport. Gene Ontology annotation, cellular component: endoplasmic reticulum membrane; endoplasmic reticulum. Lineage: Eukaryota; Viridiplantae; Chlorophyta; Chlorophyceae; Chlamydomonadales; Chlamydomonadaceae. The coding region runs from base 126 to 905 and encodes 259 amino acids. The record is from RefSeq and is a predicted model, not a curated record. The transcript has 6 exons.